AAGCAAAGCAAAAUUCUGCAAAACAGCCCUGUUCGACCGCUAUUUUGUUUCGUUUACGCAAGCAUCACGACCAGUUGUUCAUAAACCGCAGCGAUCAUGAUCGCUUCCAACUGUCUGAGGCGCGCCGCACCGCUGCAUAGACUGCUGGCCAGGACGGCUCUGAGCCGCUGUUCGCGCGGCACGAGUGCUCUUUGCCGCUGUUUGAGCACUACAGCAGCCGACGACGCGCGAACGGCAGCCGCCGCGCACCGCACGAGCGUCACGCAGCACCUCUGGAAGCUGCGCGAGUCGCAGGCGCCGCCGCUGAGACCGGACGGCAGCCGCCUGCCCGCGGACUCGAGGGUUGUCGUCGCGUAUGAUCUCACGCAAGACAAGGAGCUGAGAAACAGGUACGAAUCGGCCUUCGGGACAUUACGAGUCGGGCGGCUCUUGGAGGACAUGGACGCUCUCGCCGGCAGCGUGGCGUAUUUACAUGUGGACGACGGCAAUCCGGACACGGCGCCGCCCAUCCUCGUCACGGCGUCGAUGGAGCGCCUCGAGGUCAGGGACGACACGCUCGCGUUGGAUGAAGACUACAAUUUGGUUGGUAGUUUGGUUUGGGCGGGGCGGUCCUCGCUCGAGAUCGUGGCCGAGCUUCGCCACAAAGAUAGCGACGCCGUGGCGCUGUCCGCCGUCUUCACGUUCGUGGCCCGGAAGCGGGACGGGUCUGGAGGUCACACAGUUCCUCCGCUAACCCCGGAGACUGAGACCGAGAAACGGUUAUUCGCAGAUGCAGCCAAAAUCCAGGCCGCGCGAAAAGAGCAGCGCCAGGCCGCGAAAGAUCCUUCCAAGAAAGCGGAGAGCGCCGCGGCGCGCGACGCGCAGAUCGAGGCGCUCCUGAAGCCCGGGCGCAUCGCCAGAGAUUUUCCGGGCCAGGCCGACGAGGGCUUUGUAUUGAUGCACGAGACGUCCCUGAAGAACGCGAUAACCACCCAGCCGCAAGUGCGGAACACCGCCGGACGAGUCUUCGGCGGCGCGCUGAUGCGCUACGCUCUAGAAUUAGCGUUCGCGACGGCGUACGCGUUCUCGGGGUGCCGCACCGGCGUCAUUUUCGCGAGACGGUCCGCGUCGAUGGCGUGUCACGCAGGUGCGCGCCGACGACGCGGUCCAUCGCGCAAGUCGACUUCGUGCGACCAGUUGAAGUGGGGGCUCUCCUGGCGCUCAAGUCGCACGUCGUCCACGUCUGCGACCAGGGCCGCGUCUGCGUCGACGUGACAGCUGCCGUGUGGAAGCCGGGCCUCCGCGAGAGCACGCUGACGAACAACUUCUCGUUUGUUUUCGAUGCGAGCAAGGCGCCGCGGCCGCUCAAGGACGUGCUCCCCGUCGUCCGCACGGAGGCGGCGAUGCAGCUCGACGCCAUCGAGCGCAUGACAAACUGUGACUAAUAACAUUAACACUUG
Molecule: messenger RNA, 1439 nt
Organism: Pelagomonas calceolata
Lineage: Eukaryota; Pelagophyceae; Pelagomonadales; Pelagomonadaceae
Source: the annotation of a GenBank genome assembly